UUUGAACUUGAAAGCACGGUAUAGUUUGAGCACUGACGAUGGCAUUGCUGCGCGUGUCAGCAUCACCUCGGCUGUUCGCCUUGAGGUUGGCGAGAAUUUUUCAAGUUUAGCCAGAUCUGAACUAUGACAAAGCGGAAUAAUACAAAAAAAUGUACAAGUACGAAACAGCCUGUGGUCUUUUUCCCCUCAAGGUACUUUUUUCUGGAAGCGUUCUUUUGCUUGACACGAAAAUUAUCUCCUUCGUAUAGACUACUGUAAAAUGUAAUUUGGCUAACGAGUGCGUUGUCUGUUUCCUGAAACGGUUAACUGCCGAUAUCUAAAAUAGACCGCUUCAACGGUGCAGCCUAGUGUUGAAAUUUGAGUUUAAAAUCAGACUAAAAUAUAUACAAAACUAAAACAAACAAAAAAAUGCUAUAUUUAGGGUAAAUUGAGGGAUAUCUCAGAUAAUUUUAGCACUGUGGCAAGUUCCGUCCUGUCGCAAUAGCAGAUUGCGUUCUUUAGGACCGAGGGGACAACUGCCUGGCUCGUGUUGCUCUGUAAAUCACUAUCAAGAGAACAUUCAACACGCUCGCAUAGCAGCAUCCAUCCUCCACAACAUUUAUACCCUGUCUUUUUAUUCCAAAACGGCUGUCAUUCGUCAAACCAGCAAAAAGGCAGAAUGUACAUAAUAUUUCUUCAGCACCGUGUGUGCGUAAAAUAAAAAAUCUGCAAGAGGAAGUCGAUUGUUUUUGUUGAUUCACCAUAUAUGCGUGGACGUGCAUCGAAACUGUAAGCGGGAGUACGACAGAACGGACACUUGGGACUUUGGUGUAAACUCUUGAAAAGAAUCCGCAGGGUCCUGGACAUAAACUGGAUAGCCCACUGCAGGGACAUUUAUGUGCCGUUAACUGGGAGAACUGCUACUUGCCGUUGCGCGGAGGGCUAGCUAAUGUUUGGCACGGGGAAUGCUCUUAAGCAGAACGCUCUUUCACCUUGGAAGGAAAGCCCUCUCCUCCUCACCUAUGCCUUCCCAAAGACCUCAGUGAGGAGGAGUGGGUCAAAGAGAGGGACCAACUGAAACCACCCCCCCCCCCCACCGCGGGCCCAACAGAGCCGAGGAUGGAGGGAUCGACGGAGGAGAAGAGCGGGGGAGGAGAGCCGGGUCCGGGGUCGGGGUCGGGCUGCAGGUGCAACGGACUGAUAAACACGCGCAGCCUGGCGGAGACCCGGGAGGGGCUGGUGUCCGUGUACUCGGCCCCCCAGUACCAGGGCCACGUGGUGGCGAACCCGUCGCCCCAGCCGGAGAGGAACGGGAAGGGCGGGGGCGGGGGCGGGCCCCCCCCGCAGCUGCUCAACCCCAGCGCCCUGCCCCGGGCCGUGGACCCCCGCUUCCGGCCCGACCUCAUCCUGUACCCCGAGGGCGUGCUGAAGGCCUGGGGGGAGGGGGACUGCUGCGAGACCACCUUCAUCGAGGACCUGUCGCCGCCGCCGCCGCCGCCCGCCAAGGACGGGCUGCUGUUCGCCGACGGCAGGUUCCUGGAGCUGGCGGGCGAGGACGGCAAGAUCCAGACGCUCUCGUACGACGUGGACGAGGAGGAGGAGUUCCAGGAGCUGGAGAGCGAGUACUCGAGCGACACGGAGAGCGAGGACAACUUCCUGAUGAUGCCCCCGCGGGACCACCUGGGCCUCAGCGUCUUCUCCAUGCUCUGCUGCUUCUGGCCCCUGGGCAUCGCCGCCUUCUACCUGUCGCACGAGACUAACAAAGCCGUAGCCAAGGGGGACUUCCACCUGGCCAGCUCCAGCUCCCGACGGGCCCUCUUCCUGGCCGUGCUGUCCAUCACCAUCGGGACAGGCAUCUACGUGGGCGUGGCCGUGGCCCUCAUCGCGUACCUCUCCAAAAACAACCACUUGUAGCUCCCCGAGUCGACCCCCCCUUCCCCUUCCCCUUCCCCCCCCCCCGCUCCGGGCUGUCUGUGUGUCCGCAUUCGCAAGUGGGGUAAGGGCGAAGAAAAAGAAGAGAGGUCAAAAGGGCUUCAAGACAACACCCUAAACCCUAAUCCCGACCCCCCUUCCCCCACUCCGAGCUGUCUGUUCACAUUCGCGGAGGUCAAAAGGGCUUCAGACAAGGCCCCGACCCUAACCCUAACAGUAAGGCUGUAAGGCAUGUUCGUUUGACUUUGGGCACUUGGAUAUGGAACACCGAGCAGGCCGCAUCAGAGUAGUCUCGGACAAGAGAGUGGAAUCUUCCCAUGCGGUUCUCUUAAAAGGACACGGAUAUUGACCUUUACCUAAUUAUUCAUUUUCUCUUGUUCGUUUUGUUUUGUUUUUUUCCCCAUGUUGCAUUUUGUCUGUUAUCUCAAUGCAAUGAGUAUUGUCCAUCACGGUACCAGGCAGAAGAACCUGGGGACACCUUCAAAGGAUUAGACCUACAGGAGGUUUGCUUCUUGCUGUCAAUCAACAGGGCUCAUGUACAACAUCGUAAUGUUUUGCACAUGCUCAGAAGAGGGUUUCCGCGACCUCCCCUUUUGGGCCACACUGACCUUUCAGCACCAUUCAUGGUGCUAAAGACACUGUUGAAGCCAGACAUUUCUUUGGUCCUGUAAAUUAUUUUUGAAUUUUAUUUUUUAAAAUGAAUUGAAAGUAAAUUAUUUGUCUUAUAAGGAAUAUACAGUGGAUACAUGUUUUUGGUGGCUCAUUAACAAGGCCUGUGUCUGACAGUAACUCGAGAUCUGCUCGAUAAAGGAUUUUAACAUACCAGCGUGGUAUGAACAGGCCGGAGGGCCAGACCAGAAGAGAGUGGUAUGGGGAACCAGAACCAGAGACCACACAUCACUCAGUACAUUAAAAACAAAUAUAUUUUUUCUGACCUGUGAAGAGAAAAAAAAAAAAAAAAAAUUUAAAGAGAAAUGCCAUGGGCUUGGCACAAAAUGACGCAGAGUAACUGCCACGACUCCAGCAGUGCUUUUGUGCAGAAGGCUGAGCUUGCCAUUGGUUCCCGUCUGAUCGCGCUUCGGGGGAAAGACUCCUCGUCUCAUCGACAGGUGUCAAUCACGGUCGGACGGCAGCAAGUGCGUCGUAGCAGCUAGACCAACUGAAUUGCUGGGAGUCGACGACACUGUAGACACAGUACUAAGAGCUGUAAAUACAGCACCCUUGUUGUUUUGUUCACACACCUAGCAUACCUGGAGGGUACGUGCCAAAAUUGUGUAACAAGUAACGACUGAAUGCCGUGUCCUUCUUAUUUAGGCAUAUACAGUAUGUUGAAAUGCCCACGGUUUGGUUAAAAACCUGCUGAAUUUCUUUAACAGCCUGAUCACUGGCUAACUAAGUUAAUCCUUCGGUUGAAGCAAAAUGGAGGACGUGUCGAACGUGACGCUCGUAUAAUUUACUGACACGGCAGACAAAAGUUUGUCCAGCCUUGAGUGAGUGCUGUUUUUUUUUUUUUGUUGUUGUAUUUUUCCAUGUAACUCUUCUGUUACAUGCAGAUUUCAGACAUAACUGUGACAACAAAAACAGUAAAUAAAGAGCUAUCGAGCUGGAACUGACAAGUCGGCUCCAGAGAACAUACCAGCUGAUCAUUUUAACAAAGAUCUCACCCUUUCGUGAGGUAUCGACUAAAGCUAAUUCUCGACUCUUGUCUAACUCCUAUGCUAGCAACUGUUAAGAACUUCAUCUUAUUUUGUGUUCCAAAGAUGCCAAAAAAAACUGAAAGCAUUGCAUAGUAAUGUUGUUAAUGAGGACUUCAGCUCCAAAUAAAUAUAGCACUGUAAAAUUAAAAGACAAACUGUUCUGAGCCAAAGUGGUACUGAAUUACACAAAUACAUCUACAUGCAAACUAUAAAAGAAAAGGAAGGGGGCUUCACUGAGGGUCCAGCCUCUAGUUAACUGUGAUUGAGAGUCACACUGCUUGUUUUCUGCCCCCAGUUCAGACUGGGAAGCUGUAAAUUGGUUUAUAAAGUGGUGUUUGCACUCAUUGGGUAAAGUGAGGAUCUGGGAUCCUUAUUAUUUAUAUUAUAUGCACAUUUUGUUUUUUGUGAAAUGGAGGACAAAUGAAGUUCCAGCGCACCAAUAAAUGUUGCUUUGGCAUCUCGCUCAUGCUAAGCCCA
Anguilla anguilla (European eel) is the source of this 4085-nucleotide messenger RNA. Its product is annotated as synapse differentiation-inducing gene protein 1. Lineage: Eukaryota; Metazoa; Chordata; Actinopteri; Anguilliformes; Anguillidae. The record is from RefSeq and is a predicted model, not a curated record. Gene Ontology annotation, cellular component: intracellular membrane-bounded organelle; excitatory synapse; postsynaptic density membrane. Bases 1099 to 1893 code for a protein of 264 amino acids. Gene Ontology annotation, biological process: synaptic vesicle clustering; positive regulation of synapse assembly. The transcript has 4 exons.